UUCCGUGACAAGGACGUGACAAGCGGAAAGACUUCCCCGUACUCUACGAAAUGUGCAGAUAAACAUGUAGCUUACUAUUUCCUUUCACGAAAUGGCGUCUGCGCAGGACGAAGGUUGCUUGAGUCAUUACAGAAAAUUGCUGAUCGAAUUAUCAUUAGAUCUUUCCAGCAAAGACUUAGAGAUGCUAACAUAUGCUGCUGUAGAUUUCAUUCCUCGCGGACGAAUCGAAAACAUUCGUACAGGAUUACAGUUCUUUGACGUUCUCGAACAAGACAUCAGAAUUGGUCCGCGAAAUAUGUCCCUUCUACAGGAUAUGUUUCAAACGAUUGGUAGAGUAGAUCUGGCACGAAGAAUACAGUCUUAUUUAACAGGAUCGGUCAAAGUUGAGAGUGAUGGUAAAAGAGAUACCGUGACUACUGAUGGGGGUGGUGAUAAUACAGACAACCAUCCUGCUAUUCCAGAAAACAGCGACACAAGCCAAGCGGAACCUGUUCAAGUAGCUAAAAGUACAGAGUUGACAUCUUCUGUCCAACUAGUUCGUCAGCCAUUGUCGCGCAGUGCUGCAGAUUCUGAUAGUACUCCUGCGAUCUACAGUGCCCGCGGUGGAGAGGAGCGAACUCCACAACUUGGUCAGUGUCUAGCUGUAAUGCGCAAUGAUAUUUCAUCAUCUGCUGGAAAUAAUCAAGGUCCCUCGUCAGGAUUAAUGAACCCAGCCCCUGCACCUUCACACGCGGCGGGACAGCACCGUGGGGCUCAGGCCCUCUCAUCCGGCCGGGUCCAACAUGAUCCUUCUGUCGGUCCAGCGCCCGUGCGAUAUGUCAACUUUUUGGCUUGCGGGGGCUACACCGUGGAAAUAAUAGGCGGGAAACAUUUCAAGACCCCUGAAGGAGAGUUUGUGGAAUUGAAGAGCGGAACGCAAUACAAGAUACAUGUUAAAAACACUCAUGCCUACGGUUGCCAUUUGGAUAUAUCCAUUGAUGGUUAUGAUGUAGGAGGGUGGACUGUUGAUGGAGAGCAAGAGUUAUCGAUAGAGAGACCAGUUAAAGAGGCUAAGAAAUUCACCUUCUAUCGCGUUAAAACGGCGCCAAGAGAAGCAGGCAUCGAGUCGGGCCGUUCCGAAAAUGGUGUUGUGAAGUGCGUGUUCACACCAGAAGCGUUCCUGAAUAUACCAGUUGUUAUUUCUUAUUCGCCGCAGCCAUUGGAUAUGAAUAUGCCUCCAUCCGCGACAGUUGGUGACCUAAAACGUGAAGUACAAACCAAGUUGAAUCAAGGACUCGACCCGGAUCAAGUUCUUGUUCUAGACAACCAGGUGCUAUCAAAUUUCACGCGUCUAAGAAAUUUGCUUGAACAAGCUUCGGGAAAUCUGAGAUUACUUGAUGCGGAAAUGCAGAUUACAGUCAAGACAUCCUCACGUAAAACCUUUUCUGUGAAGUUAAAUCCGGGCAAGGCAAAGGUCCAUGAUCUAAUGGAACAGAUAGAAAGAGAGCUCGGUGUCCCCUCUGGGGACCAAAAGCUCUACCUUGGAAGUGCCCUCCUUUCAGAUGCACCAUGGAAAGGCCUUCCUCGAAAACUCAUUUGCAAUCCACAGCCGACUGUAGAUGUUAAGGUCCCAGAGUAUAUUGACAUCACAGUAGAAGAUCAAAAUGGCGAUUCACAUACCGUGAAGAUAGAUAAAGAAAAAAGCCUGACAGCGCUCAUGGAAGAAAUACCUUUAUGUAGCUCCCUGCAAGAAAACGAAGAAGCCAUAUUCUUCUUCAAUGGAAAGCCACUGCGUCCUUCCAAAGAUGAAGGAACCUUAACAAGCCAUGGUCUCUGCUCUGGAUCAAAGCUGGAGUUGAAAGUGAAUGUUGCCUUUCUUGAGAUAUUUGUCGACGUCUGGUUUUCGAACUACGCAAUCGGUCUCAGAUGCAGUCCUGAAGAAACAUUCAAGGAUUUGGUGAAAAAGGUUGAAAUGGAGGGCAGAAACAGAAAUCUGGAGAAAGUUACAUUUGCAAUGGACGGGAGAGUUUUUGAUCCGGAAAAAGACAAAGGCCGUCUGCAAGAUUACGGAGUUAAGCAUCGCUCUCAACUUCAGAUGAGAUUGGUCAGACCUACCCCCGAGGUUAAUACUGGUGGUGAUUCUAAAAUUCCUCUUGAAGCCGACGUCUCAGAGUCUGUAAAGGAGUUUGGUUAUCAAUUAGGAAAGGUACUUGAACUCCAACAAAUGGCAGAGUCUCUUGCUCAAUGUUCUGACCAUUUUAUCCAAGAGGUCCGCUCUGUGAAAGGAACAAAAGAGAAAAAAUCAUUUCUGAGUGCUAUAAAGAGAAAGUUCAGGCCUGGCCAUGCUGGCAAGCAUGAGAAGAUAAUUCAUCAAAGCGGGGGAAUGAUUGCUCAUGGGCCCCCUCCUCCACCUCCUCCUCCAAGUGAAACUGCUCCUGUUGGACCUGCAGGUAUUAUGGUCAGGCAUCAACAAUGUGGCGACCUCGAUGAGGAUGGUCACGAAGAUGAAUCUUCCCAAGAUGAAUGGGAAGAAUAUGAGACGCACGGAAUACUGGAAUCAGCUGGGCAAGAAAUUGGUCGUGUCACUGAACCCGAUCCAGCCUGGAGAGCGGGAGGGACAACAUUACAAGGCUACAGUACACAACAGUUCAUGACUGCUGAACCAAUCAAAGUGGAUCCUUCAAGGAAGGUUGAACUGGUGCUCAGGCUUGUGGCAAGGGAAGACGAGGAAGAUUUAAUAUUUCCCAAAGAUGAGUGCAAACCGCUGUCCACUCUGUAUCCGCCAGCUGUUCCAGAAUAG
Molecule: messenger RNA, 2779 nt
Organism: Orbicella faveolata
Lineage: Eukaryota; Metazoa; Cnidaria; Anthozoa; Scleractinia; Merulinidae
Biological process (GO): regulation of apoptotic process
Molecular function (GO): protein binding
Source: RefSeq, a predicted model, not a curated record